This is a messenger RNA of Menidia menidia (Atlantic silverside), 4476 nucleotides long. Lineage: Eukaryota; Metazoa; Chordata; Actinopteri; Atheriniformes; Atherinopsidae. The record is from the annotation of a GenBank genome assembly.
GGCAGCAGUGGGCUCCGGCCGUGACGUGGAGCCGUGACGCAGGUUCAUCCGCCACCGCUGGCCGAGCCCACUGACUGAAAACACCACCCAGAAACGGAGCCAUUCCUCACGACUUGCGGAAAUAUGUAGUUAGCUCACACGGUUCGACAUAUUUUAAAAGCAAGGGGUUUGGCGGAGUUGAUCAGUUGCAUGGAAAGCUACCAUGGGUGGUCAUGAUGAUGAUGAAGAUAUGACAUACGUUGUGAACAAACAAAAGCAAGAAGAGGAGCUAAAAAACAAGCUGAAUGAUGGCAACCACUGGUGCGACCAGGAGUCCACUGGCAACAAUGCCAAGUGGGUGAAGGAAGGCCGGAACCAGCUGCGGAAAGUUGCCGAGAACCAACAGGAUCAAGACCAUAACUGCAACAUCAACCAGAAUGGGAACAAGGAAGACUUCCCUCACCCCAACAUCACCCAGGAAGAGCAACAGGGAAACGAGGAGCAGACAAAGUCUCCCAAAACCGCAAUGACCCCUGGCCUCAGUCAGGAGGAGUCCAAGAACAUCCUUAAUGAGCCCCUGCUCAUCGACACUCUGGAGUCAACAGAGGAGAAAGAAAAAGAGAGAGAGGAGGAUGAUAAAGAGAAGGAAAGUAAAUUGGAGGAGGAUGAGGAGACAUCCAGUGGCACGAGUGGAGACAAGGUGUCCGACCAGAGCAGUGCGGAGUCUCAGAGAGAGGGGAACGUGGCGGGCAGGAAUGCUUGUCUCCUCUUCUCCAACAUGAACGGGACACCGAGCGAUGAAGAGUCCAGCUGGCCGGCGCUGUCCCAGGACAACACCGCCGACAGCUCUCCCAACGGAAAUCGAGAGUCUUUCUGGGACUCCAGUGCUUUUGAGACAGACACCGACCUGCCCUCCGGGUGGAUGAGAGUGCGGGACACAUCUGGCACUUACUACUGGCAUAUUCCCACCGGCACCACCCAGUGGGAGCCUCCUUCGCCCCAUGGUAAAGUUGGCGACUCUGUAAUGUCCUCCACGAUGUCCCUGGAGACCACACCCUGCGAGGAGACAGAGGAAUCUUGGGCUCAGCUUUCCAGCACGGAUGAAGGCGCCGGUGAGGGAGAACUGUGGAAGGAGGAGGGAGAGGUCGUGUCUGAUCAAAGUCUGAAGGAGUUUGAAGGAGCAACUUUACGCUAUGCAUCCAUCAACCUGAACUACAAUUGCUCCCAGUCAGAAGAAGAAGAGAAACUUGCUCCACUCUGCACUGAUUUAGAAACAAAGUGUUUCGCCGUGCGUUCUCUGGGCUGGGUGGAGAUGUCAGAGGAGGACAUGGCGCCCGGAAAGAGCAGCGUCGCCGUCAACAACUGCAUCCGGCAGCUCUCCUACCACAAACACAACCUGGAUGACACUGCUGGGAUCUGGGGAGAGGGAAAAGACAUGCUGAUGGUUUUGGAGAACGACACCAUGAAGCUGAUCGACCCUCUGGGUCAGACUCUGCUGCACGCUCAGCCAAUCGGCAGCAUUCGCGUGUGGGGCGUUGGCAGAGACAACGGCAGGGAUUUUGCCUAUGUGGCCCGAGACAACCUGACCCAGGUUCUGAAGUGUCACGUUUUCCGAUGCGACUCCCCCGCUAAGAACAUCGCCACCAGCCUGCAUGAGAUGUGUUCAAAGAUAAUGAUGGAGAGAAAGGCAACGAGGCCAGGAGUGAGCCGACUCAACUCUGACCCCAGCCGGCCUCUGGCCAUCCCUGUUGAAGAGUUUCCUGUUCCAAAGAAUGAACUCUUCCAGCGCUUCCAUGUUUAUUACCUUGGCUGUGAGCCUGUGGCCAGGCCAGUCGGAAUGGAUAUAAUCAAUGACGCAUUUGAGGCAGCAAUGAAUGGCAGGGACAAAACUGACUGGACACCCGUCUCUGUGAAUGUUGCACCAGCCACGCUCACCAUACUCUCCAAGCAGGAUGACGAGGUGCUGUCGGAGUGCCGGGUGCGCUUCCUGUCUUUCAUGGGUGUGGGAAAGGACGUCCACACCUUUGCUUUCAUCAUGGCGGAAGGUCCCCGGGAGUUCACCUGCCACAUGUUCUGGUGCGAGCCCAACGCGGCCAGCCUGAGUGAGGCUGUGCAGGCCGCCUGCAUGCUCCGCUACCAGAAGUGUUUGGACGCGCGCCCCCCCAGCCUGGCCUCCUGCCUGCCCACCCCGCCCGCCGACUCCGUGGCUCGGCGAGUUAAGAAGGGGGUGCAGAGUCUGCUGGGCAGCUUCAAGAGCUACAGGUCAGGCUCUCAGUCCCCGUGAGCUGGAGCGAGGGCGUCCACUGAAGGCCCGGCCGUCACAGCUGCCCCCCCGCUCCCCCCCCCCCCCCGCUCACAUCUACACCUGCUCUGUCAUUAUCCUGCCACUGAUUCGCCUUACUGCUCUUUCUUUUGCUUACUCACUAGCCGGGUGCGUGGAGUAGUUGGUGUGUCAGAUAAUAUUGAAUUCCUUUUUUUGCUUUUACUUUAUGCCAGAACUUCAACGAACUUUUAUCUCCAAACAAAAGAACCCUCAACAUGAAAUUAUCCUUUUUAUUCUUUAAAAAAAAACAAAAAACUAACCGGGUUCUUUGUUUACCGUUUUGGGGUCUUAACUGAAACCUGGAUAUGAAUGUUAGAUGUGGAUGUAUAUUUAACGUGCCGACACAUGAAUCUGCUAUAAAAACACAAACGCUCUCAGUGCAGGUUUCAUCUCUCACCCCCCCCCUCUUUUUUCUACUGUCUGAGGACCGCGCUGUCACGCAGCCAUCAGCUGGUGUCAGCCGUCCCUUUGUCGUAAGCAUCACCGAACCUCUGUCCCCCCCGCGGGGCGGAGCCAAGGCACCGCGGGCCCCCCCGCCACGUGCGCCGCAGCUCCGCCCCAAACAAUGUCAUUUAGUCUUCCAAAGAGUCGUACGGUCACGUCCUGAGCAGCCACUGAUUCGAGUGUAGUGCGUCCUCGUUCAUUCUGCAUGAACAUUUGCAAGUUCAGUGCUCGUGUGCAAUAACCAGAUGUGUCGGUAUGAUGUGGUGAUGAGACGGCUGCCAUGCGAUCACGUGUUCUCUUUAAUAAGCGAGUCCGAACAGACCGGGUAUGAGGCCAACGGAACAACAUAGCCAUCUUGAAACGAAUUAUUUUAUGUUAAAAAUAAGAGUAAUGAAAACCCAAACUCUGUUUUUUUUUUUUACUUUUUUUUUUAGCACAGCCGUUAACCACCAACAACUGCUGAAUAGUACUGUAGAAACUCACCACAAGCUGCAUGUUUUGAUAGCUUAGAGUUAUUGCUGCCUGCAGCAGUUUAGUGCUUGAGAGCCAUCAAUGUAUCCUGUAAAUUCUCUGUGUCUCUGUAUGGAAAGAGGAGGCUGCAACUGGUGUAAUGUUUUGUGUUAAAUAGGCAUGUCACUCUAGUUAGUGUCAGUGUUUAUCAUAAGCUAGAAGUAGAGAGCUAGACUUCCUGUCACUUCAGACCCAAAAGAUGAGAGCAGGUCAGUGUCUGUAUUCACAGUCUGUGGAAAUGAGAAACAUAAGAGAUGAUUUUUCCAGUGGUUUAUAUUUUCUAUUUUUUUCCUCGUCUGUUUUGACAUGUGUGGGCCUCUCCAGUUAAUGCUUUUUUUUUAUUGUUUCCGCACACUGCAAUGUACACAAAUCAGACAAUUAUCACAUUAACGGAGUAGAUUUAGUUUUUAUAAAGAAGACACUAAUAGCCAAUUGGUAUUUUAUCUUUGUCUGUUGUUAGCGAUCAAUACUGUAUGUAGCAGAGUAGAAAUGAUCAUCUCCAAUAUUAAAGAUGCAGUUUAUAAGACGUUUUGGCCAUUUUAAUCCCUAAAGAGCAUUUAUGUCACCAUAUAAGGUCGGAGUAGGCCAGCAUAACUGAACUAAAAGUUUACAAUUUUAAAUAGCAAACAAAGACAAUGCACAAAGGGGUCAUAUCUAAAGUCAUAUGUAGGAUUUUCAUUUUUAAACACGGUGGAGCGUAGCUGUCCACAUGGGACAUUUAAUCAUUUCAGCUGUGUUGCAUUUAACACAAGCAGCAGGUUUGUCAAUUGUGUAAAAAAACAAAAACAAAAGUUUUGCAGUUUAAUUAUUUUUAGUGAUCAGAAAGUAAAAGGUGCCAAAAAAUGUUAUUUACCUUUUAAAACAGACACAUAUACGUUUAAUUAAGUGUGUGAAUGUUGCUUGAAACAGAUUUCCAAAAUAUAAAAUCGGAUUUUCUCUAAUAUUCUAAGCCAUGGCUCCAAAACUCUUACAACUGCCUCUGUCUAUGUAAGAUAUAAGACUAAAAAUGAAACUACAUUGACUCAUAUUACUGCCUUGUCACUCAUGUGUCACUUGGAGUUCUUGUGCUUUUUCUCCUUCUGCGUCCAGUCGGUGGCAGCACUAAAGCCAGAUGAGUUCAAGAACACUAGCAGAUUAAUUUAUUUCUGUUCAUGUAAAUUAGGUGUAUAAAAAUGUAUGUAUAUAAAAGUCACUGCACAAUAAAUGUGAACAUAUCAUAA